This is a messenger RNA of Anguilla anguilla (European eel), 2727 nucleotides long. It is a transcript of the gene foxg1a, whose product is annotated as forkhead box G1a. The record is from RefSeq and is a predicted model, not a curated record. NCBI's taxonomy places the organism in Eukaryota, Metazoa, Chordata, Actinopteri, Anguilliformes, Anguillidae. Gene Ontology annotation, cellular component: nucleus. Gene Ontology annotation, biological process: regulation of transcription by RNA polymerase II. Gene Ontology annotation, molecular function: DNA-binding transcription factor activity; sequence-specific double-stranded DNA binding. The coding region runs from base 475 to 1755 and encodes 426 amino acids. The transcript has a single exon.
CUGAAGACACAAAGUAAUACCUCUCCUCUUCCACCACCUCAGCAUCCCUCUUGUGUUUUUCCCGGGGAAUGCAAACAAACUUUAAAUAAGAAGAUACAUAUUGAAUCAGCAGAGUAAAAUUAUCCAAAACAGUAGAAUGGCUGGAGGUGAUGUGAUCUAUUUUCUUGCUUGGACUUGGAGCCGAGAAUGAAAGCCUUUGUUGAUGGGAUGGGUACAUUUUGCAUUGCAUUGGGGAACCUUGUGUAUCCUUACGCGCUUGAACGGCUGCUAAUAUCUGCUCAAUGAUUGGCUAGAACGAAGGAAGACGCGUUAAUACUUAUGGUGUGUGGUUGGUUGUAGUCUAAAAGGGUUCAACCAAUUUUUUUACAGCUUAGUGUCUGUGGCUCCGUAAUUAAUUGUAGCUAGCCGUCUCUUAUCGACGUGUUUUUAAAGAAUGAAGUAGUUGUUGUUUUUUAUUAGAGGAGUUGCCAGCGUAUGAGAUUGAGAUCCAACUGUGCUGCUGUUUGUUGCCAUUUUACCUUACGUGUGAUGUUGGAUAUGGGAGAACGGAAAGAAGUGAAAAUGAUUCCUAAAUCAUCGUUCAGUAUAAACAGCCUUGUGCCCGAAGCUGUUCAAAGUGAUAACCACCACAGAUCAGCCCCCGAUGAAGAGGAGAAGCUUCCUUUGCCAAACUCGGUUCAGGACGGAAAGUCGGAGAACAUUUGCAGCAAAAGUGACAGUUCUCCAGAAUCGACAUGCGCGGACGAAAAAGAAAAACAGGAAGAUAAAAAGGAUUGCAAAGAUGGGGACGGUGGAAAAGACGGGGAAAAGAAAAAUGGCAAGUAUGAAAAACCACCUUUCAGUUAUAAUGCCUUAAUCAUGAUGGCUAUCCGGCAGAGUCCGGAGAAGCGACUGACCUUGAAUGGUAUUUACGAGUUCAUCAUGAAAAAUUUCCCCUAUUAUCGAGAGAACAAGCAGGGCUGGCAGAAUUCCAUCAGGCACAACCUCAGUCUAAACAAAUGUUUUGUUAAAGUCCCACGGCAUUACGAUGACCCGGGUAAGGGCAACUACUGGAUGCUUGACCCUUCGAGUGACGACGUGUUCAUCGGUGGGACAACAGGGAAACUUCGCAGGAGAUCGACCACCUCCAGGGCCAAGCUGGCUUUUAAACGGGGUGCGCGUCUCACUUCCACAGGACUGACAUUCAUGGAUAGAGCUGGCUCCUUAUACUGGCCAAUGUCACCGUUUCUGUCGCUCCAUCAUCCGAGGGCGAGCAGCGCCUUGAGCUACAAUGGGACAUCAUCGGCUUACCCCAGCCAUCCGAUGUCUUAUAGUACUAUGUUGACUCAAAACAGUUUGGGGAACAACCACUCUUUUCCUGCUUCGAAUGGCCUAAGUGUGGACAGACUUGUGAAUGGAGAAAUUCCGUACGCCACUCACCACCUCACUGCUGCUGCCUUGGCCGCCUCUGUGCCAUGUGGUCUAUCUGUGCCCUGCUCUGGCACUUAUUCUUUAAACCCUUGUUCAGUUAACCUUCUCGCGGGACAGACCAGUUACUUCUUUCCUCACGUUCCCCAUCCAUCAAUGACUUCCCAGAGCAGCACUUCAAUGACGGCGAGGGCAGCCUCUUCGUCCUCUCCACAGGCGCCAUCGUCUCUCCCCUGUGAAUCUAUAAGAUCCUCCCUGCCAACUUUCUCUUCAGGACUUUCCGGAGGACUUUCCGAUUACUUCACACAUCAGAAUCAAGGGUCUACUUCAAAUCCACUUAUACACUAACUAACAUCACAGGAGCAGACUGUAAGUGAACAUUUUACACACAUUUACAUUGUAAAAUAUAUAAAGCGAAGCUAAACAAAGAGAGAGAGAAAAAAGAACGCAGCCGAAGUACAGGUAUUUUUUAUUCCAAUUCCCCAUUUCUUUCUGUACACAUGUCAAGUGUCGGGGUGGGGGUUAGGGUGUGUUUAUUAUUCCACUGUCAGCAACGUGCAAUGUGUGAAGAAAACAACCGAAGACAAGAUAAAACGUAGGUUUGGGAAAGGCAGUAUAAUUACAGUAGAAUGUGUAUUUAAAUAGUGACUGCAGAUUUACUUAAUUUUAAUAUAAAAUAUCUACUACCAUCACUUCAGCCACCACGUCUCCAUGUUUGCAGUAUUAUCACGUACCAUGAGUGCGCUGGUGGAUUAUGAUUUUUUAAAAAUUAAACACUAAUUUUAAUUGUUAUUUUCAGAUAAAUAUGUGUUUUAAAAGUACCGUAAAAUACCCGUUCCCAAUCCAUGGCUCUUUGUUAUUUUGUCCUUUUCCUAUAGCCUAAAUCAAUACAAGUACGAAGCAUUCCUUUAAAUAUUUUUUCUCAUUAUUGUUACUUUAUAGACCAAAGAAUGGUUUAGAUUAUCCUCGAAUAGUCUAAGUAUCGGCAUAUUCGAGUGUCUUCAGUAUUCAACAUCUGACAGUGCCGUUUCUGAAGGGGACAAAAUCAAUGAACGCCUUUAGUUUGUGUUGUGCAUAUUUUAAUGUAUGUGGCCACCACCAGGCCACAUUCUUUUUUGUAAUUAGUGAAAUGUUAAUACCUAUUGUAAUUAUAGGUUAACUUUGCGAACGUGUAACCCGUGUUGAGUAAAUGACUCAUAAAAUAUUGAGUGAUUGUUAAUGUCGUCUUUAAAUCUCAUGAUUGUGAUAUUGUGGUCUUAUGCCCGUGUUUGUCGCUUAAACUGUUUACCGAACAAAAUAAAACAAUAGGUUACGUCCAUU